Messenger RNA from Perkinsus marinus ATCC 50983, 804 nucleotides. RefSeq lists its product as hypothetical. NCBI's taxonomy places the organism in Eukaryota, Perkinsozoa, Perkinsida, Perkinsidae. The record is from RefSeq and is a predicted model, not a curated record. The transcript has a single exon. The annotation marks the transcript as partial.
UGCUUUAUACCGUCGGUUGAAGGCAGAGUCCCCAGGCCUGGAGCUAAAGCAGGGUGACAUAUCGGUGAAGUUGCUCGAUAGAGGAGCAGUGAAGAUCCAGGGGGUGCUGGAGGCUCUAGCCAUUGGGUUCGGUGAUCAGACUAGGACAGUCGAGGCCUACGUCUUAGACUCUGCUCAUUGGGAGCUGGUUCUACCCCGAUGGGUGCUGGGUAACUGUGUUUGGGUGAUGGCUGGUAACGACUACCUACUCUUCGAUGAGCCUGAGGUCACCCCUCACGGGGGAGUGCAGGAGGCGAGGGAGAUAGGCGCUAAUACAGUCGAGAGAAGCCGAUCUCUCCCGACACGAAGAGUGUGGCCAGCAGUCGUGAAGGUCCCUUGGAUUGAUGAUCGUAGACCUAAGCAGAAUUAUGAUGCCAUCAGAGGCCGAGAUUUGAAGAUCACACAGAGGCUGGCCAAGAGACCUGAAGAGUUAGCAGCGUAUGAAGCGGCCGUGGACGAGCUCUUGAAGUCCGGGGCGGUCGAGGAACUCCCACUGGGGGAGGACCCGAGGAAGUGGGCCUACCACUAUAUGUGUGGGGUUCCGGUCUUCGCCAAUCAGCGAAAGUCCACACGCUGUCGUAUCUGCAUCGACGCUCGAGAGCUUAACAACUUCACGAAUAAAGAAGGGGACGAGGAGGCCGCGGACAUGGACCUACAGUCACGGAUUCUAGAGUGGCGAGCCUCAAAGAGAGUUGAUUGUGAGGACCUCAAGAAGGCCUUCUGGUCGGUUCACAUCGAUGAAUCGGAUGUGAAGUGGUUGGGGAU